CAGAUAUUGCCUAUUCCAAAUUUAAAGAUUUAUAGUUUUGCUGAUUUGAAGUUGUCCACGAAGAAUGAACGUUGCCAUAAAGAAGUUGAACUCCGAGAGCACUCAAGGAUUUGAAGAGUGGAAGUCAGAAGUGAACUUUUUAGGAAGGCUUUCUCAUCCUAACCUUGUUAAGCUACUGGGAUAUUGUACGGAAGACAACGAGCUGUUACUCGUUUAUGAAUUUAUGCCGAAGGGAAGCUUGGAAAACCAUCUUUUCAGAAGAAGUGCCGCUAUUGAACCGCUUUCUUGGGAUUUGCGCCUCAAAAUUGCCAUAGGAGCGGCUCGGGGCUUGGCUUUCUUACAUACUUCAGAAAAGAAAGUCAUUUACAGAGACUUCAAAGCCUCCAACAUACUGCUUGAUGGGAAUUACAAUGCAAAAAUAUCAGAUUUUGGCUUGGCUAAACUGGGGCCUUCCGGUGGAAACUCGCACGUAACUACUCGUGUUAUGGGCACAUAUGGUUAUGCUGCUCCAGAAUAUGUUGAAACCGGCCAUCUAUAUAUAAAAAGUGACGUGUAUGGAUUUGGAGUCGUCUUGCUUGAGAUGUUGACGGGCUUACGAUCACUUGACACCAAACGACCAAACGGACAGGAGAAGUUGGUGGAGUGGGUGAAACGGAUGCUGUCUAAUAAAAGGAAGCUGAAGUCCAUUAUGGACCCUCGGAUGGAAGGCCAAUAUUCUUCAAAAGCAGCAACGCUUGCUGCUCAGAUUACUCUAAAAUGCCUAGAGGGAGUCCCCAAGAAUCGACCUUCAAUGAAAGAAGUAAUGGACGUGUUGGAACAGAUUGAAGCCAUGAAGGAGAAACCAAAAGAAUCCAGAAGGAAAUCCGAGCAUUCUUCUUCUCAUCGCCACCGACAAUCUCCAAGAAGUUGUCAAUCGCCACGUCAGACGGGUCAGGAAAAAGUAUGAAGUGAAGAAAUUGGCCUUAGUUAUGUGUGUAUAAAUCUCAUUUUGUUUCUUAUUUAGUAUAAGAUCAAGUUAUAUUGUUCACCAUUUUAUGGGCAUUUCAUUUUUGUAACUAAAAUUUUGUGUUGUCUGUCACCUCUGUGUUGCUGGUUGCAUGGCUUUGACUGAAUUGUAAUUUAUUAAAGGUAUUCAUAGAAAGCUUGACACUGAUUUAGCUUCUGUAUUAAGGAAAGUUCAAUAGAGUAAAUUGAA
Messenger RNA from Lycium barbarum (goji berry), 1195 nucleotides. Its product is annotated as probable serine/threonine-protein kinase PIX13. Lineage: Eukaryota; Viridiplantae; Streptophyta; Magnoliopsida; Solanales; Solanaceae. The coding region runs from base 65 to 946 and encodes 293 amino acids. The record is from RefSeq and is a predicted model, not a curated record. Gene Ontology annotation, molecular function: protein kinase activity; ATP binding. Gene Ontology annotation, biological process: protein phosphorylation. The transcript has 5 exons.